Messenger RNA from Vitis riparia (riverbank grape), 3368 nucleotides. Its product is annotated as receptor protein-tyrosine kinase CEPR1. Gene Ontology annotation, molecular function: ATP binding; receptor serine/threonine kinase binding; protein kinase activity. The record is from RefSeq and is a predicted model, not a curated record. NCBI's taxonomy places the organism in Eukaryota, Viridiplantae, Streptophyta, Magnoliopsida, Vitales, Vitaceae. The coding region runs from base 94 to 2964 and encodes 956 amino acids. Gene Ontology annotation, biological process: protein phosphorylation. The transcript has 2 exons.
UCAAUCAUCAUGUUUAUAUACCGCUUUUCUUCUUCACCCCCUCCUCUGCAAUAACCACCUUAACAACAGCCUCUCUCUCUCUCUCUCUCUCCGAUGGCUCUUUCUUGUAUUUUCUUCCUUUUUGUGUCACUUGUGUCUCUCUCCAUGCCCUCACAAGCCAGCAUAACUAACCAGUCUCACUUCUUCACUCUAAUGAAGAACUCUCUCUCUGGGGACUCCUUGUCUGAUUGGGAUGUAACAGGAAAAACGUCUUACUGUAACUAUAGUGGAGUGAGAUGCAACGAUGAAGGGUAUGUUGAAGUGAUUGACAUCUCUGGGUGGUCACUUUCUGGCCGUUUUCCACCAGACGUAUGCUCUUACCUGCCCCAGCUGCGGGUUCUUCGUCUCAGCUACAACGACCUUCAUGACAAUUUUCCAGAGGGCAUUGUCAACUGCUCUCUCCUGGAAGAGCUUGAUAUGAAUGGUUCACAAGUCAUUGGGACGCUGCCGGACCUGUCGCCAAUGAAAUCUCUCCGGAUUCUGGACCUGUCAUACAACCUCUUCACAGGCGAGUUCCCUUUGUCCAUAACCAACCUCACCAAUCUUGAACACAUACGCUUCAACGAAAAUGAGGGUUUCAACUUAUGGUCACUGCCAGAGGAUAUUUCCAGGUUGACAAAGCUCAAGAGUAUGAUCUUGACAACAUGCAUGGUACACGGCCAGAUACCACCGUCCAUAGGGAACAUGACAUCCCUGGUUGAUCUUCAGCUGAGUGGGAACUUCCUCAACGGUCAGAUUCCAGCAGAGCUUGGAUUGCUGAAGAACUUGCGACUGCUUGAGCUUUAUUACAACCAGAUUGCUGGUAGAAUACCCGAGGAGUUGGGGAAUCUGACGGAGCUCAACGAUUUAGAUAUGUCAGUGAACCGGUUGACUGGAAAAAUUCCGGAAUCCAUAUGUAAAUUGCCCAAGCUCCGGGUCCUGCAGUUUUACAAUAACAGCCUUACAGGAGAAAUUCCGGAGGCAAUUGGGAACUCAACAGCCUUGGCCAUGUUAUCAAUUUACGACAACUUCCUGACAGGAGGAGUUCCAAGAAGUCUGGGACAAUGGUCGCCUAUGAUUCUUUUAGACUUGUCAGAAAACCAUCUAUCUGGUGAAUUGCCGACAGAGGUCUGCAAGGGAGGUAACCUGCUCUAUUUUCUUGUCCUGGAUAAUAUGUUUUCUGGAAAGUUACCUGAGAACUAUGCAAAAUGCGAGUCUCUUUUACGGUUUAGAGUGAGCAAUAACCGUUUGGAGGGUCCAAUCCCCGAGGGGCUUCUUGGUCUUCCCCGCGUUUCAAUCCUUGAUUUAGGUUUCAACAAUUUGAAUGGUCAAAUUGGCAAAACAAUUGGAACUGCUAGAAACUUGUCAGAAUUGUUCAUUCAGAGCAACAGGAUUUCUGGUGCUCUACCCCGUGAAAUAUCUCAAGCUACCAAUUUGGUGAAGAUUGAUCUCAGUAACAAUCUCUUGUCUGGUCCAAUACCUUCAGAAAUUGGAAAUCUAAAUAAGCUAAAUCUUUUGCUGUUGCAAGGCAACAAGUUCAAUUCUGCCAUUCCCAAGUCACUAUCUUCAUUGAAAUCUGUAAAUGUUCUUGAUCUCUCCAACAAUCGCUUGACAGGGAAAAUCCCAGAAAGCCUCUCUGAAUUGUUGCCAAACUCCAUCAACUUUACAAACAACCUGCUUUCUGGUCCAAUUCCUCUCUCACUGAUACAAGGAGGGUUGGCAGAAAGCUUUUCAGGCAACCCACAUCUCUGUGUUUCGGUCUAUGUUAAUUCCUCAGAUUCGAAUUUCCCCAUAUGUUCUCAAACCGACAACCGAAAGAAGCUAAAUUGUAUCUGGGUCAUUGGGGCUUCUUCAGUGAUUGUUAUUGUUGGAGUUGUCUUGUUUCUAAAGCGUUGGUUCAGCAAACAAAGAGCUGUGAUGGAACAUGAUGAGAACAUGUCUUCAUCAUUCUUCUCUUAUGCCGUAAAGAGCUUUCAUCGAAUCAAUUUUGAUCCUCGUGAGAUCAUUGAGGCCUUAAUCGAUAAGAACAUAGUCGGGCACGGAGGAUCUGGCACAGUGUACAAAAUUGAACUGAGGAAUGGGGAAGUUGUCGCUGUGAAGAAGCUGUGGAGUCAAAAAACAAAAGAUUCUGCUUCAGAGGAUCAGCUGUUUUUAGUCAAAGAAUUAAAAACCGAAGUCGAGACUCUAGGAAGCAUAAGGCACAAAAACAUUGUCAAGUUGUAUAGCUGCUUCUCAAGUUCGGAUUGCAGCUUGUUGGUAUAUGAGUACAUGCCCAAUGGAAACCUUUGGGAUGCCCUUCACAGAGGAAGGACCCUUUUGGAUUGGCCCAUUCGUCAUCGGAUUGCUCUAGGGAUUGCACAGGGUUUGGCCUAUCUUCAUCAUGAUCUGUUGCCCCCUAUAAUUCACAGAGAUAUCAAGUCAACCAACAUUCUCCUGGAUAUCAAUUACCAACCCAAAGUUGCAGACUUCGGCAUAGCCAAGGUCUUGCAAGCAAGAGGGAAAGAUUUCACUACUACUGUUAUUGCGGGGACUUAUGGUUACUUGGCCCCAGAAUAUGCAUAUUCAUCCAAGGCGACCACCAAGUGUGACGUGUACAGUUUUGGAGUAGUACUCAUGGAACUAAUAACUGGGAAGAAGCCAGUAGAGGCAGAGUUUGGGGAGAACAAGAAUAUCAUAUAUUGGGUUGCAACCAAAGUGGGUACGAUGGAAGGAGCUAUGGAGGUUCUAGACAAGCGCUUAUCAGGGUCCUUCAGAGACGAGAUGCUUCAGAUGCUUCGGAUUGGCCUCCGCUGCACGAGUAGCAGCCCGGCCCUUCGCCCAACUAUGAAUGAGGUUGCCCAGUUGUUGACUGAGGCGGACCCAUGCAGAGUCGAUUCUUGCAAGUUGUCAUGCAAGACCAAAGAGACGUCCAAUGUCACCAAGACAAAGAACCCAUUUGAAUUAUGAUUACAGGGGCUUCGUAAUGGUAGAGUUGAAGUGAAGUUGUAUAGUAUAGCUAGCAUCACUAGGAUAUAUACCGCUCCUUCUCAUACUAAUGAGAGGCUUUUCUUGGAGUAACCUUUUGCCUUUUGCCUUCUUUUAUCCUAUCUCCUUUCAAGGCUCGGAUUGAAAGUAGAAGCAGAAGGGAGGAAAAUGCUGAAAAUGACUCAAAAAAGCUAUUUUCAACACUAAAACUUCUGAGAAUUACUCAGGAAUAAACUUUUUCUCUCAAGUUAUUUUCACCAUUUUCCUUUCCUUUUCUUCAGCUUAGCAAAGUGUUCAUAUGUAUCUCUCCUAAUUACUAGUAUACAUCUUUUAUUUGCUCUCGUCAUGGUUUUAUAAUAAUAAUCACUACAACUGCUUGAGGGCAA